This is a messenger RNA of Salmo salar (Atlantic salmon), 4017 nucleotides long. RefSeq names its product 2-hydroxyacyl-CoA lyase 2. Gene Ontology annotation, molecular function: thiamine pyrophosphate binding; flavin adenine dinucleotide binding; magnesium ion binding. The record is from RefSeq and is a predicted model, not a curated record. Gene Ontology annotation, biological process: L-valine biosynthetic process. Gene Ontology annotation, cellular component: acetolactate synthase complex. Lineage: Eukaryota; Metazoa; Chordata; Actinopteri; Salmoniformes; Salmonidae.
CGAAAAAAACGGAAGAAAAAAAAACACCUGCUGGAGAAGGCUGAUUUUGGCCCAAUUACCUCGCCUCUUCCUCUCUGUUUUUAUUCACGAUCCCAGUAGUUGCGGAACACUGCGUCGUUGACCGUGAAUAUCCAUUUUGCGACAUUUGCGUCAACAGUGAGCAAUAGCAAUCAUCGGUCAUUUGAAGUUGAAAUACGGUGGUUAGUUUCAUUGCACUAGCGGGUGGUUUUCCACGCGUUUCUUGUACAGUAGGCUAGUAAAUAGUGCAUUUGAAAUGCCUGUCUAUAAAUUGUAAGGUUACUAGGAUGUGCAUUGGAUGAACAGCAGCCUAAACCGGAGAGCUAUUCGAUCAGGAUAAAAUAUUGGAUACUGCUUUAUUUUAGGACUUGCUUCCGUAUUUUGACACAUUGCCGUCGGUUGGAAAUGGAGAUUGCCACCGCACUGGGGUGUUUUGUUGGUUUUGCCUUCGGAGGACUGGUAUUUGUAGCGUAUAAACUUGGUUUACUGUAUCAGUUGUUUCAUAAGACUGAGACCCAGAGCCCUCGCCAUGGUGGGGAGAGUGUGGCAGAGGUUCUGCGUGCCCAUGGGGUUAAGUUUGUCUUCACCCUGGUGGGGGGGCACAUCUCACCCAUCUUGGUGGCCUGCGAGAAGCUGGGCAUCCGCAUCGUGGACACCAGGCACGAGGCUACUGCCGUCUUUGCAGCUGAUGCAGUAGCCAGGCUCUCUGGCACUGUAGGUGUAGCUGCAGUGACUGCUGGCCCAGGCCUGACUAACACAGUCACAGCAGUGAAGAACGCUCAGAUGGCCGAGUCUCCACUGCUUCUCUUGGGGGGAGCUGCUGCAACACUACUUCAGGGUAGAGGAGCGCUGCAGGACAUUGACCAGAUGUCCCUGUUCAAGCCGCUGUGUAAGUUCUGCGCCUCAGUGAGGAGUGUGAAGGACAUCGCCAUCACUGUGAGGAAGGCCCUGGCCAUCGCCCAGUCUGGAACUCCAGGCCCUGUCUUCAUAGAGUUCCCCAUCGACACACUCUACCCCUUCCACCUGGUGUCCAAAGAGUUCGGAGUGAAAAACCCUCCCAAGGGAAUAAUGGGGAAAGUUGUCACUUGGUAUCUCCACAAUCACCUAAAGAACUUGUUUGCUGGGGCCUGGGAAACCAGAGACGUGUCCCCUCUCCCUGUACACAUCCCUCAGGCAACAGACAAUCAGGUACAAAAGUGUAUAGAGCUGGUGAGCAGAGCCAAGAAGCCUGUUAUCCUACUGGGGAGCCAGGCAACACUACCUCCAACACCUGCAGAUGACAUCAGGGCGGCUCUGGAGUCUCUAGGUAUCCCCUGCUUCCUGGGUGGAAUGUCCCGUGGCAUGCUGGGUAGGAACAGUCCCUUGCACAUCAGACAGAACAGGAGGGAUGCCCUGAAGGAAGCAGACCUUGUGCUGCUAGCAGGAACUGUAUGUGACUUCCGAUUAAGCUACGGCAGAGUGCUGAACAGGCGCAGCAGGAUCAUUGCUGUCAACAGAGACAAGACUCAACUUCUGAAGAACUCUGACAUGUUUUGGAAGCCCACUGUGGCCAUUCAGGGAGAUGCAGGCUCCUUCCUACUCCGCCUCUCCAAAGGCCUCAAGGGCCACACAUGUCCAGAGGAUUGGCCACAGAGUCUCAAAGCAGGAGAUGUCACCAAAGAGAAGGCUAAUCGGGGGAAGGCUGAUGAGAAGACGGACCGCCACCUGAACCCCCUGAGUGUCCUGCACCGUGUGGAUGAGCUGAUGGCUGACGACAGCAUCAUAGUGGCGGAUGGGGGCGACUUUGUGGGCAGUGCUGCUUACAUCAUGAGACCAAGGGGCCCACUCCGCUGGCUGGAUCCAGGAGCAUUUGGAACCCUUGGUGUUGGAGGAGGGUUUGCUCUGGGAGCCAAGCUGUGUCGACCUGAGUCAGAGGUGUGGAUCAUUUAUGGCGAUGGAUCCCUGGGAUACAGUGUUGCAGAAUUUGACACCUUUACCAGACACAAGACGCCAGUAAUUGCUCUGGUGGGGAACGAUGCCUGUUGGAGCCAGAUCGCCAGGGAGCAGGUUCCCAUCCUGGGCAGCAACGUGGCCUGUGGCCUGGCCUUCACAGAUUACCACAUAGUUGCAGACGGUUAUGGAGGCAAAGGCACCCUCAUUGGUCGCGAAGACGAGGACAAGCUAGAUGGCAUCAUAAAAGAGGCACAGAAGGAGACCAGACAGGGAAGAGCCACACUUCUCAAUGUUCUCAUAGGGAAGACCAACUUCAGAGAGGGUUCCAUCUCUGUGUAGAGUAGCUCAGAGACUGCAACCCCUGGGGUCUCUGUCUGGACCUGUGGGUCCUAAAACCUUCCCACCUUGCCUAGAAACCCAAAUAUGUUCACAUGCUGUGGAACAGUACAACUGCUGUAGUUCUCUGGUGAAGAAGAGAAAACAAUUCAGGAAGUCAAUCUUCUCAACCUUUAUCAGCCUUUCAAACAGCUGUGAAGAUAAGUUUUGAUCAUGGACUUUUUGGUUAUUUUUGCUGGAGAGAACCAAACUUGACAUGUAUGCUUUGGAAAAUGAACUACGCCUGGCUUUGCUGCUGUUAUGUAGUAGGCCAGUAUCCUUGCUGUAUACACUUAACUAAUACCUGUGUAUUGACUUCAGAUUGCCUAUUGAUCUACUGAACUCUACCUUGAAGCCGGCCAUUUAUUUUGAAAAACCAAAUAAAGUGAAUUUUCGAAUGGCAUGUCCUUCAUAGGGAUAUUUAGGGAAAUUAAUCAUACACUAACCUACAAGUCUCAGCAGGAUCUGUAGGGUUAACAACAAGAUAAUAAUACAAUUGUAAUCAUUUAAUUUAAAUGGUAUAUAAUUGAUGAUUGUAAGGCUUUGAUUAUUGAACGUGCUGUAAGACUCCACUAAUACACAGUCCCGUGUGGCUCAGUCGGUAGAGCAUGGUGUUCGCAACGCCAGGGUUGUGGGUUCGAUUCCCACGGGGGACCAGUACAGAGAAGAAAUUUAUGCAUUCACUACUGUAAGUCGCUCUGGAUAAGAGUGUCUGCUAAAUGACUCAAAUGUAAAAAAUGUAAUACAUCAAUCAACAGAAUGGAUACAAAAAUACAAGACGCUCUAUGAAAAAGGAAGGAAUUUAAACUGGAAGAUGUUACCAUAUUUUACCAUUUGGGUAUUGAUCAUUAUAAUCUUAAAUAAAUGAUCAAAUCUGACUUAUUACACUGCUCAUACUAUUUCAGGUUGACCUACUUUAAGGAAUUCUGCAUUAUCCUGAUUGUGCAAAUUGAAGUCCACCUUAAAUUUGAGUGGUUUUUUUAAAUAUUGGAAUAUUUCUCUUUUGCUUUGAAUGUACUAUUCAUAAUGUUUGGGUUGUUGUAAGGAGGGGAAUUGGAAGACACGUGCCCUGAAUCUGGGUCUGAGAAUCUGUUGCACUAGCAUUUGGUAUUUGAUUAUAUAAUAUUUGAUCUUCUACAUAAGCACAGUGAUACUAGUAUGCCUCUUUUGUUUUUCAAUGUUGACACAAUGCAUUUAGUCAUCAGUUCUGGAAUCCGAACGCUGUGGGAUUAUAGGGACAGUUAUAUUUGCGUUGCAAUAGAGAAUAAUGUAAAUCUAGUGUUUUUUCCCCCUCUAUUGAGUGGUGCCUUUGUGACACCAACUACAUUGGUUGUCUAAGUCUGAGAUACUGACCAUUGUUAUGACCAGUGUAUUACUACACUAUCCACUCCACUGCCCUCCUUAUCCUCUAUCAUUUACCUUUAACUUUUAUCAACUCAGAUGUCAAGAUUGUGUUGGCUGUAGGCAGAGCUACUGUACAUACAGAUCUCUAUAUGUCUCUGGCUAUAUAGUCACAAACAUGCUAGUCUUGCGUUACCAUACUACAAAGUCUUGUUAAAUGAUUGUUCUACUGUAUUAAUGUUCAAUGACUGUUUUGGAUAAUAGGAUAUGGUUUGCUUUUAGAUUCAAUGUUCAAAGUCUACAAGUGUUAAUCAAUGUAUUACAUAUUAAUAAUACAAUUUGGAUCAUUUA